Doryrhamphus excisus (bluestripe pipefish) is the source of this 6266-nucleotide messenger RNA. It is a transcript of the gene hace1, whose product is annotated as HECT domain and ankyrin repeat containing E3 ubiquitin protein ligase 1. Gene Ontology annotation, cellular component: nucleus; cytoplasm; Golgi membrane. NCBI's taxonomy places the organism in Eukaryota, Metazoa, Chordata, Actinopteri, Syngnathiformes, Syngnathidae. The record is from RefSeq and is a predicted model, not a curated record. Gene Ontology annotation, molecular function: ubiquitin protein ligase activity; protein binding. Gene Ontology annotation, biological process: ubiquitin-dependent protein catabolic process; membrane fusion; Golgi organization.
CAUAACAGGAAGUAUGAAACAUUUGCAGUAACGUUGACGUUCAGGAGGGCAGCAGGGGAGGGAAAUAAUGAGUUAGCAGUAAAGCAGUGUACCAGAAAAAAACGCCUACCCCUGUUAGCGUCCAUGGACAACGCCCAGGGACAACACAUUCGAAUGUGGAUCACAUAAACCUAUUGGGUGACACGACAAUUUCUACCGGUUGGCUGCUCUCCUAUGAUGGAACGGGCGAUGGAGCAGCUUAACGUACAGCUCAACCGGCUGACCCGCUCCCUCCGCCGGGCCAGGACUGUGGAACUCCCCGAAGACAAUGAAACUGCAGUAUACACACUUAUGCCCAUGGUGAUGGCUGACCAGCACAGAUCAGUAUCAGAGUUGCUGCUCAACUCCAAGUUUGAUGUCAACUAUGCAUUCGGACGAGUGAAGAGAAGCCUGCUUCAUAUUGCUGCCAACUGUGGGUCAGUGGAGUGUCUUGUUCUGCUGCUGAAGAGGGGUGCCAAUCCAAAUUACCAGGACAUCUCAGGCUGCACCCCACUGCACCUUGCAGCAAGGAAUGGACAGAAGAAAUGUAUGGGCAAACUACUGGAAUAUAAUGCUGAUGUCAACAUUUGCAACAAUGAGGGACUGACCGCUAUUCAUUGGUUGGCAGUGAAUGGGAGGACUGAACUCCUCCACGAUCUGGUCCAACAUGUGUCCAACGUUGAUGUCGAGGAUGCCAUGGGACAGACAGCAUUGCAUGUAGCUUGUCAGAACGGACACAAAACUACGGUGUUGUGUCUGCUGGACAGUGGCGCUGACAUCAACCGACCAAACGUCUCCGGCGCCACACCCCUUUACUUUGCCUGCAGUCAUGGCCAAAGAGACACAGCACAGAUCCUGCUUUCUCGAGGAGCCAAAUACCUUGCUGACAAGAAUGGGAUCACUCCUCUUGAUCUGUGUGUCCAGGGAGGAUACGGGGAGACCUGCGAGAUUCUCAUUCAGCACCAUGGCAGACUCUUCCAGAUCCUCAUUCAGAUGACACAGAAUGAUGACAUAAAAGAGAAUAUGCUCCGGCAGGUUCUGGAGCACGUUUCUCAGCAGAGUGACAGUAAUUAUCAGAGGAUCUUGACAAGUUUGGCUGAAGUUGCCACCACUAACGGACACAAGCUGCUCAGCCUAUCCAGCAGCUAUGACGCUCAGAUGAAGAGUCUCCUGAGGAUUGUUCGCAUUUUCUGCCAUGUAUUCCGCUUGGGACCUUCAUCGCCCAAUAAUGGCAACGAUAUGGGCUACAACGGCAACAAGACCCCUCGUAGUCAGGUCUUUAAGAUGCGUAUGAGACAAGCAGAGGCUAUACCAAAAGACAAGUGCUCUUCGACAGCUUCUGCUGUAUUUUACCCGUUGGAGCUGCUUUGGCACUCGCUGGACGAGUGGCUGGUGCUGAUCUCCACUGAGCUGGACAGAAACAGGAAGAACCCUUCUUUCACAUCUUCCAGCAGCGAGAUAGCCUCUCUGAUUCUCAAACAGCGGGAGGUCGAUCACUCUGGCACCACACCAAAGCUCCCCACCUCACUGGACCCUCAGAUUGUCAUGGAAACGGAGGUGUACGCCGACGGAGAGGAUGUUAUCUCCAUGACAGCCAAUCGUCUCAGCGCCGUGAUCCAGGCCUUCUACAUGUGCUGCUCCUGCCAGAUGCCACAAGGAAUGACAUCCCCUCACUUCAUUGAGUUUGUCUGCAAGCAUGACGAGGUGCUGAAGUGUUUUGUAAACAGAAAUCCAAAGAUCAUCUUUAACCACUUCCACUUCCUGCUGGAGUGUCCCGAGCUGAUGUCACGCUUCAUGCACAUCAUUAAGGGCCAGCCCUUCAAGGAUCGGUGUGAGUGGUUCUACGAGCAUCUUCUUGCUGGUCAGCCGGACUCAGACAUGGUUCAUCGCCCGGUCAAUGAGAGCGAUAUCCUACUCAUCCACAGAGACUCAAUAUUUCGAAGCAGCUGUGAAAUGGUUUCCAAGUCUACCAAUGAGAAACUGAAGCAAGGGAUUGCAGUCCGCUUCCACGGCGAGGAAGGGAUGGGUCAAGGUGUUGUUCGAGAGUGGUUUGACAUCUUGUCUAAUGAGAUAAUCAAUCCAGACUACGCUCUCUUCACUCAGUCAGCUGACGGUACAACUUUCCAGCCCAACAGUAACUCCUCAGUGAACCCAGACCACCUGAACUACUUCCGGUUUGCGGGCCAAAUCUUGGGUCUGGCUCUGUAUCACAGGCAGCUGGUCAAUAUCUAUUUCACCCGCUCCUUCUACAAGCACAUCCUGGGUAUCCCAGUGAACUACCAAGAUGUGUCAUCCAUUGAUCCAGAGUAUGCCAAAAACCUGCAGUGGAUCCUGGACAAUGACAUCAGUGAUUUGGGUCUGGAGCUCACCUUCUCUGUGGAGACUGAUGUAUUUGGUGCCAUGGAGGAAGUGCCUCUCAAACCAGGAGGCACGGGCAUUGUUGUGACUCAGGAUAAUAAGGAUGAGUAUGUCCAGCUUGUGACAGAGCUAAGAAUGACACGGGCCAUCCAGCCACAGAUAAACGCCUUCCUGCAAGGAUUCCACACUUUCAUCCCGCCCUCACUCAUCCAGCUUUUUGAUGAAUAUGAAUUGGAGCUCCUACUGUCAGGGAUGCCAGAGAUCGAUGUGCAGGAUUGGUGCAGGAACACCGAGUACACCAGUGGCUACGAACCCCAGGAGCCAGUCAUCCAGUGGUUUUGGGAAGUCGUGAGAAGCCUAACCCAGGAGGAACGAGUUCUGAUGCUUCAGUUUGUCACUGGAAGUUCCAGAGUUCCUCAUGGUGGCUUCGCCUAUCUAAUGGGUGGCAGCGGUUUACAGAAGUUCACCAUAGCUGCAGUGCCAUACACCUCCAACCUUCUUCCUACCUCCAGUACCUGUAUCAACAUGCUGAAACUCCCGGAAUAUCCCAGCCAGGAGAUUCUAAGAGAUCGCCUUCUGGUCGCGCUGCACUGUGGGAGUUACGGCUAUACCAUGGCAUAACCAUCCUAUCCUGUUAUACAGCUGGAAAGGUGUGCAGACUCAUACAACUCCCUCCAUUGUUGCUGCUUUUGCUGGACAAAAAAAAAGAAACGUUUUUGUGUGUGUAUGAGAGACACUGGCGAAAAUGAUUUUUUAUUUCCCCCUUUAUAAAGACAGGAAGAGUUCUGAUUUUUAUGAUGGUAGGUUCAUUUUAACAGCAUAUCACAGAUUGGAUAAAUAUUGAAUCUCCUACAAACCAGAAAUAAUUCUCCCCCUCCCACAGAUCAGUGUGUCCAUGAAACACACAAAUGAGUCCUGUAGCCUGGUGACAAAGGGACCACUGGUGGUACAAUAAUUUAAAAAAGCAAAAAAAAAAAAAAAAAUGCAGUCAACUUUGGAGCGCCUGGUGGUGUAAGGGUAAUUCAGAGAAAAUUGAAGGAUCAACUCAGAAUUAUGCAGGCGGGAGCUUGUUAAUGAUAUCGAGGUUUUCAGGAAGACCGUUGCUAAAACACUCUGCUUUCAUGGAAUGAGAUCCAUGCCCGCAAGGCCCAGGUACAGACCCCGUCUGAAGUUCGCCAAUGAACCCCUGAAUGCCUCAGAAGGCAUGGGAGCAUGUAAUGUGGUCAGAUGAGACUAAAAUUGAGCUCUUUGGCAUCCCGGGUCGAUGUGUUCAGAAAAAUGUUGAUGAAAUCAUCAAGAACACCAUCCUUCUUUUCAAGGAUGGAGGUGAAAAAAUUAUAGUUUUGGGCUAAGAGGCUGAAACUUUUGAGUUACCGAGCAACAGCCUCAAAACAUUUAGGUUUUGGAGAGUAUUUAUAAAAAGGAGUGUGCCAGAAUCCCAAAAUAAAUUACAGUAAUGAGUAAUGAUGUUCCGAUCAGUGUUUGAUGCUGACGAUACCGAUCCAAAUAAUCCAUGAGUGAAAUCCACCAAUACGGAUACCAACACCCAUACAUACAUGCAGUGUAAAUGUUUAAAUGGACUACUGGCUAUAUUCGGGGUCACCAAGGUUUUUUUACAAAAUUAAAUUAUUUUAAAUGUUAAAUAUUUAUAAAUAAUAUUUAUAUAAUAAUAUAAAUAAUAUUUAUAAAUAUUUUAAAUUUAUUUUCAUAUCUUAUUUCAAGCCAAACAAAGCCAUUAUGCUUGUUUUACCACAACAUGAACAAAAUGCUGCUAUCCACAACCCAUGUUUUGUAUUUCACAAUUUAUUUCUAGUCUUCUCACAUUAUUAACCAAAAACAUCAAUAAAAAUCCAGGUUUGCACGCCUCUUGGCCGAUACCGAUCGGUGGCUGAUCAAUCGGAUCGACUCCUAGUAAUGGAGUAUACCUGUAUAACUCUUCCCAAGUCGAAUAAACUGGAUAAUAGUAAAUUAUAGUGAUGAUCCGAUCGACUGGGCACCGAUCAGUAUUGACUGUUUUCCAUAAAAAAAAUUGCGUGAGCUGCAUAUACUGAUUAAACGCCACCAACUAUUUUAAUUAGCAAGUUUUAACAGGGUAUUUGAAGAACAACACUUGAUGGAGUAUGGUGAGUUUUGGAGGCUAACGCUCACCCAUGUGUGUGACAGUCAGUAAAAUAAUUUAUGUCUUUCUCAGCGGGAGACACCGGGUUCAUCAAAGUCUGGGUCACGUAAUAAAAGAAGCCCCCUCCCCCCAUUAAUUCAUGACUAAAUUUAUAAGUAAUUAUCUAUUAUUACCUGCUCCGUGGCAGCCAAGGGACCUUAAAAUUGUCCUGACUUUUCCCCUUUUUAUGGCACACCAGAUCAAUAACACUCGUCAUAAAUACAUUUGAAUAUUUAAAUAAAUGUACUGCAACAGAUGUGGAAUGGACGUGGGGGGUAGGAUUAAAUAAGCUUUGCUUUUUCCUACUCCUUUUAAGACAUGUGGAACUGUGAAUUGAAUGAUGUGAUUUAUUACUUUGUAACACGUAUACAUGAUCAAAUUAAAUUAAAUCAUUAUCACUACCAAUUUUAAAAUGUAUAAUUAAUCUAUAUGAUCGGUAUUGGACGAUUUCAGUUCAAUCGGCAUCGGCAGCAUACUGUAAAACCCUGAUCAGAGCAUCCCUAGUAAUGUACUUUUAUCACAAGUUCUGAUAUGUGGGAGUUGCACUCAAAAUCAUUCAUACUUUGUAAAUUAUGCUUUGUGUAAAAUUGAAGUAGUUUACAAUAAACCAACAAAACAAAAAUCAUUGAAAUUUUUAUGUAAGGUAAUUAGUUUACUUAACACACCUAAUAUUCGCAAUUUUUUUUUUUUACCGGCUAUUUAAUGUUUGUACAUUUUGAAAACAAAUUUAAUUUGUAAUAGGAGUUGCAGAAAGAAGCUCCAAUUAAUAAGAAUUUACUACAAUUACUGACUACUACUCCAAAAAUGAAUGGACAAAUAUUGACGUCUUUGUAUGCUGGAAUAUGAACAAUUCAUUCCACUGACCAAAUCUGCGGGAUUUAUGAUUUUAUUAUAUUUUUUGUAUGGCCAUGCUGUCUAAAUGUUUACAUUGUAUCCUGUAUAUAUUUGAACAUUAAUUUAGCAUGGAAAUUUUGCCUUGUUGUGUACUUUUCAAUAUUUUUUAUAUGCGAGUGAUUUUGUAAUUAUUUUAGAUGAACAUGAGCAGGACCACCCUCGGCCAAAUUGGUGCCCAAAGCUGAAUUUUAUUUGGCCUGCCUCGAGCUGAGUGGUCGCCCUAUGCCUCACGGCAGUAAUGUACAUCCUUUGCGCAUUUGCCAAAUAUGCGCCCCCUUGCGCAAAAUGGGUCCCCAGCAUGGAUCGUUGUGGCUUAUGCACAGUGCAUGUUCAGCGUGCAGGAUGAGGGCAGAUCAUAAAUCAUACUUUUCCAGUACAGCUGUGCUUGUUUGUAUCUUGGUCGUUAAGUGUACCACAAAAAAGCUGGAAUGUUUUUUUUUUAAAUUUUUCCAAAAAGGGAUGGGAAUUAUUUCAUAUACUUUCCUUGUUUUCAUUUGAAAUAAAGUGUAAUUAUUGACUAUAUCAUGUUAUUUCUCAGUAUUGCCUUGUUAUCAGAGCCAGCCCAAUCCAAACUGCCCCCCCCUCCCACCAUCGGUGGUUUACACAGUUUGCAAAAUAAAUUAAAUUGUAUUAAAUUUGGCAUUGCUUUCCAUUUUAAUAAUAGUAAUUACUAUUUUUAAUGUAAUUAUAUUUAUUAUUUUUCUCCAAUUUUUUUUUUGGGCACUCCUGGGAACCACAGCGCCUAAUGGGCUAGCCGGCUCUGCUUGUCAUAUUUUGAUGAAUUGUACUUCAUAUGCAUUUCUGUCAAAGUUGUCAAUAUCAAUAUCAUGUAUUUUAU